AUGAACACUGCUAUCGGACCAACUAGAAAAGCCAAAUCUACUGUUACUGCCGAGCCUGUUAAUUCUUUGUUUGUGCAAUGGCUCACUGAAUGGUAUGAAAAGGCAAAGACAGAUGCGCAUGCUUUAGAUAAUAUGAAACAAUAUCCAGAGCGACUCCAAUCUGGAACAGCUGCCAUCAAGGUAAAGAGCAUUGGACCAAAAACAGCCGAGCGAUUGCAAAAGAAGCUUCAGUCUCAUUUUCAAGAAAAUCCCGAGGCUCGGAUAGAAUGGGAGCAAGCCAUCUGUAGUGACUCUGCAAAACAAUUGAAUUUGGAAAGCAAGUCGCUGUCAAACGUAGACAGAUCUGGUCAUGGGCCACUCACAAUGACUUGUAAUGAGCAAUCAGAUAGUAUAGGCGAUUUAAACUUGCAAACUUCCAAGACCAGCAGAUCCAUAAAGCCACAUUCGCGCUUUUCAAACAGUACUGCAGAAAGUACCAACAUGUACGUUCCUCGCUACAGAUCUGGAGCAUAUGCUAUUCUUUUGGCUCUUUACAAGCACGCUCCUUUAUCGUCUGUCAUGUCAAAACAAGAAAUCAUCAGCUCUGGUCAGCAGUAUACCGAAGCAUCUUUUUCCAUUUCAAACUCAACAUCCGGUCAGCCUCACACAGCAUGGAACUCCAUGGCUACUCUUAUUAAAAAAGAGUUUGUCAUUAAAACAGGUGUACCACACCGAUUUUCACUUACAGAAGAAGGCAUAUCGAUGGCUAAAUUAUUAACUCGAUUGCAAUCGUCCUCUCCAUUAAAUUCGCAGCAAGUGCAAUUGCAAUCGUCUCAGUCUAGCACAGUAUAUAUAGAGCUAUCUGGAUCUGAAAUAUCUCAUAGCGAUACUGGGAUAAGUGAUUGCAAUGAACCAUUGACAUUUGAAGACGACUGUUUUCAAGUUGAAUUGGACUCGUUGGGCGAUAUUCCUUUUUUAUCCAGUAAUACAGCGCAAGUUGGAAAUUCUGCUGCUAAUUUAUCUCGACAAACAUUACACAAGACGGUAUUUUCAUACAUAGACUGCGAUGGCAACAUGGUCAGUUCACGAAAUGAAGCCGGUGUUGCAAUAUGUGGCACGACCAACUUGCUUAUUUGGAUGAAUAUUUUAGAACAAACGUCUACAGUUCGAUAUCGAGUUCAGUUUGAUUUGCAUCAAGUUACAUCAGAGUUUUUACAACAUGUCAAAAUUGAAGAAUGUAUGAUUGAUCUAGAUCGUCAAGUACGCGGGCUUUUACACGACUCGUUUGCUCCCGACUAUUCUACAGAAAUACCUGCAUCAAGAAAUCAACAGAGCAUGCUAGACGAUCGACUUGAAAGCGCAACGCACACACCUAUAACUUCAUAUCCUUUGGUUACUAGCAAUUCUAGUAAAAUUCCUGCUACUGAUGGGUUCGUUUUACCCAAAACAUCAAAGAUUCAGCUUAUUCAUUUUCCCGCUGGCUCGUUUGAGAUUCAUUUAGUGCUUGAUUCACGAGAAGUAGUAAAGAAAUCGAAUAGACAACUAUUUCAAACAGAGCUUGCACAACUUGGCGUUCCUAUACUGACUCGAGCAUUGGCGCUGGGAGAUUUUAUUUGGGUUGCUCGGAGACGAAUCGCAAACGCAGCAACUUCAAAAGAAUUUGAAGAUCAUGAGAUUGUGUUGGACAGCAUUAUUGAACGCAAGUUGAUGAGUGAUCUCGUUGCUAGUAUAAAAGACAAUAGAUAUAAAGAGCAAAAGUUUCGGCUGAGCAACUGUGGAUUAAGCAACAUCACAUAUCUGAUAGAAGAUGGUUCUGGUAGUGAUGCUGAAGGAUUUGGAAUGGGCCGCAUUCGAGCAGCCAUGACUCAAAUACAAGUCUUGGACCAUUUUUUCCUUAAGCGAUCCAGUUCUGCUCUAGAUACUGUUGCGUACUUACAUUGCAUGACCAAAUUUAUAACGACAAUGAACAAGAAUAAGGAUUUGUAUGCAUUACGAGCCGUAGAUGUAUCCAAGGACACGGUUUUGCAAAUGCGACGCACGGUUGCAGCAGAUCUAAAAGUGAGCUUGGAUACCAUUUUACUUUCGUACGAAGCAUAUCAUGGCAUCAACACCAAAACUGGCGCAUUCACAUGUGGUGAUCUGUGGAUACGACAGUUAAUGUGUAUUCCUGGUGUCAGUGCAGAGAAAGCAGCCGUGCUAGCUGCUCGUUUUCCAACACCGCUUUCAAUGGUCAAGUCGCUUGCAAGUAUACCAGAUAAAAAAGCAAAAAUUGCCAUGCUGCGAUCACUUGGCGAGGGACGCAAAGGAGUUGGAGCAGCUCUUGCAUUGACCAUUAUAGAAUUUUUUGAAGCUGAUAUGUAUUCGAAAUAA
This is a messenger RNA of Batrachochytrium dendrobatidis JAM81, 2349 nucleotides long. RefSeq lists its product as uncharacterized. Gene Ontology annotation, cellular component: Holliday junction resolvase complex; nucleus. The record is from RefSeq and is a predicted model, not a curated record. Gene Ontology annotation, molecular function: crossover junction DNA endonuclease activity; DNA binding; 3'-flap endonuclease activity. Bases 1 to 2349 code for a protein of 782 amino acids. The transcript has 6 exons. NCBI's taxonomy places the organism in Eukaryota, Fungi, Chytridiomycota, Chytridiomycetes, Rhizophydiales. Gene Ontology annotation, biological process: mitotic intra-S DNA damage checkpoint signaling; resolution of meiotic recombination intermediates; double-strand break repair via break-induced replication.